UGUUUGGACGGCACGCGGCCUGCGCUUCCACGAGACACCUUAUUCACGACACAGCCGACGGCCAAACUCACGCGGUCAGACCGGAACAGACUCGCUAAACUAUAAUCACAAUAUUGUUAUAUUAUUAUUAAAGCAAUAAAGUAACGUGGACGGAACCGAAAAGACCAGGAGAAAGAUGACAAUGGACGUCAAAGCCAGUCAAGUAGCAGCCAGCACAGCUACCAAGUCGAGUGCCAACGUUGGCGCUUCCGCAUCGACAGGAGGCCAAGAGUGUGCCGGAUGCGGAAAACACAUAACCGAUAGAUUUCUGUUAAAGGCACUGGACUUGUUUUGGCAUGAAGACUGUUUGAUGUGUGGUUGUUGUGGGUGUCGGCUGGGUGAAGUCGGAUCGACGUUGUACACCAAGGCGAAUAUGAUAUUGUGCAAAAAGGAUUACUUCAGGAUGUUUGGCAAUAAGGGCAUGUGUGCGGCUUGCUUCAAGGACAUACCKGCGUUCGAAAUGGUCAUGAGGGCCCGUAGCAACGUAUACCACUUGGAGUGUUUCGCGUGCCAACAGUGCAAUCACAGGUAA
This is a messenger RNA of Diuraphis noxia (Russian wheat aphid), 571 nucleotides long. RefSeq lists its product as uncharacterized. Lineage: Eukaryota; Metazoa; Arthropoda; Insecta; Hemiptera; Aphididae. Gene Ontology annotation, molecular function: transcription coactivator activity; DNA-binding transcription factor binding. Gene Ontology annotation, biological process: positive regulation of transcription by RNA polymerase II. Gene Ontology annotation, cellular component: nucleus. The record is from RefSeq and is a predicted model, not a curated record.